Messenger RNA from Cladophialophora yegresii CBS 114405, 3837 nucleotides. Its product is annotated as histone-lysine N-methyltransferase SETD1. Gene Ontology annotation, cellular component: Set1C/COMPASS complex. The coding region runs from base 1 to 3837 and encodes 1278 amino acids. The transcript is spliced from 2 exons. The record is from RefSeq and is a predicted model, not a curated record. NCBI's taxonomy places the organism in Eukaryota, Fungi, Ascomycota, Eurotiomycetes, Chaetothyriales, Herpotrichiellaceae. Gene Ontology annotation, molecular function: protein binding; nucleic acid binding; histone H3K4 methyltransferase activity.
AUGUCGCGCCCGCAGGGCACCUCCUCUCAUUCCAAACUCGCUGAUUUCUUUCCUACCGCACCCAGUGUCAUCCAGCAGCGAAAAUCCUCAAAGCUGCCUGACCUCGACAAACCCAAAUCGCGCCGUCCUGAUGAGCGCGCCGAAGAUGCCAACGCCAAAGAGAACCAUCUUCGGCACGCGCUGAACUCGUCGUCGAUCACACCGCAUCCGCCCUCACCCGCUAAACAGCACCAACCGACAAAGAUCGAGGACACCGAACACUACUCCGGCGACCUUCUCAAUGGUGUUGGCUCCGCGAGCUCGUCCAGCACCGCUUCAUCGGUCUUCAGCGCAGCUCUCGCAAAUGCAGCCAUGCCUGGCGCAAAUCAUCUCAACCUCAGCACUCUGACACCCCUCACAAGCUCCGACUCUCCUCCAAAUGGUAAACUCAUAAGUCCACCUGGUGAUUCUGGCUCUCACACUGCAAUGGAUAGCAGCAAACCUGCCUCCUGCCUGCAUCAAGGUUCUAUGACCCCUCUCCAUACUCCUCCUACCCAUCGACGAACCGCCCGGGACUCCAAUGCCGAUGUCAAAGGGACCAAAUGCACCUACGAUCCGGAACUGGACAAAACACUCAGUUCGAAAGACAAGCGCAAGCUGAAGCCUCAGUUCUUAGAGUUUGGUACGAAGCCCGAAGAUAACUUCCAGCCACCGGACCCCCGAUUAUCCAUCCCAAAUUAUACAAAAGCUGUGGUGGGAAAGGGCAAAGCAAAAUUUCGACCUGCACCAUACAAUCUAAAAUCAUGGGUCCCAGACGCUACGACUGCGGUUGCGUUGCCUCCGGCUACCACCGUCGUGGUCACUGGCUUUGACCCUAUGGCCCCUCUUUCGCAGAUCAACGCAUUGUUUUCGAGCUUCGGUGAGAUAGAAGAUUUGGAUAACAAGACAGACCCGGUUACCGGGAGGUUUCUGGGCAUCUGCAGCAUAGCAUAUCGAGACUGCGCCUCCUUCCAGGGCGGAGGUCCUAUAUCUGCCGUCCUGGCUGCCAAGACAGCAUACCUGGAGGGGAAACGUGGACAAAGGAUAGGGCUCAAGACGGUCCAGAUCGUGAUUGAUAGGGAUGGCUCGGUCACGGAAAGAAUGGUGGAAAAGGCGAUUGCGCUGCACCGGAAAGAGAGUGGCUUUACAAAUCAGUCGCGCGUACAACCUUCCCCUUCUCCGGCAUCGACACCAGCCGCAGUGCCAUCGCCUGCUGGCUUCGCAAAAUCUACGGGACCGCCACCUACUGCACCAAAAGGUCCUUCAGGCAAGCCUUCCCUACGACCGCAGUCCACGUUUUCGAGCCCGUUCCCCAUUCCUGCGAAACCAGAGAGGCCUAGCAAGUUGGCAGCGGCUCCUGCGAUGGGUACGGCGACCACCACAUCCGCAGCUACCCUCGUCGAGACUACGCCUAUCGCCGAGACACUGAAAGUACCCUACAUCUUCAUUGCGCAUUGUUAUGUACCUGUCAUGACAACCACCAUACCGCAUCUGAAAAAGAGAUUGAGGAUGUACGAUUGGCGGGAAGUCCGAUGCGACGAAACCGGCUACUUUAUUACCUUUGAGCAAUCACGGAAUGGACAAAUGGAGGCAAAGAAGGUCUUCCACGGCUGUCACAUGCAGCCGUUGUUUACCUAUGUGAUGAAUCUAGAACUACAUCUCAAUGGCAACCACAAAGCAAUCAGUGCGACGGACCCUGCGCCUCUGGCCACAACGGUCACACCGACCGGGCCAGUGGAUUUUGUGUAUUCAAAACAAGCCUACAGAUUGAGAAAGGAGCACGACCUUGAUCUUGAGGAAGAAAAACGCCAACGCGCCAGAGACCUCGAUCCCUCAAGGGCUGUGGUGCAACUUGUCAUCCAGGAGUUAAGGGAUAAGCUGCUCGAAGAUGUGAAAACACGGAUCGCUGCUCCCAUUCUGUACAAUUAUCUGGAUCCUGGCAGGCAUGCCGAGAGGCGGAAGGCGCUUGGUCUAGAUGAUCCUGAAGGCACGCGGAGAUCGGCCUAUGGUGCUGAAGGCUCUCAGACACCAGACUCGCGCAUGGGCGUCGGCCGACAACCCCUUGGAAGUAAGAACCUUAACAUUCUUUCUUUGCCGAAAAUUGGCAAGAGGCCAGGUGCUGGUGGUUUGAUUGGAUAUCGUGAUGAGAGAAAGAAAGCUCCUCCUCGGCAGAAUGUCAGGUCCCUCUUCCAUCAGCUAUCUCAGUUCCACGAAGAGGAAGAUUCAGAGGACGAGGGCAGGACGUCUGGUACUCGAGAUACCGAAGAUCUCGAAAGCCGUCCUCCGAGCCGCAUGAGUAUGACCUCCGUAUCCGACGAUGACGACGAGCUUUUGCGCAAGGCGACCAAACGCCGACUCCAUGCUCGAGAAGAAUCGGAGAUGGGUGAUAGCGUCAUCAAGGAUGAACUUGACGCGUCAAGACAAACUGCAGAAGACCUUAUCAUUGCCAAGCUGGAGAGGAACAUAUAUGAGAUGUCUCCCUCCUCCAGGAAGCGGAAGAGGCUGGUCAAAGAGCUGGAAGCUCGAAAACGCCAGAAAGCAGAUGACGAAUUGUUUGGCGUAGGUCAGAACGAGUUCGAGCGCGAGCAGUCCGAGGAUGUCAAAGUUGAGACUCCUGUUGAAGCCACGCCAGACCCUGAGCCAGAUGCCAUCAAAGUCAAGAAGCCGAAGCCUAAAAAGAAAACCAAGAAGCAGAUUCGGGAAGAGCAAGAAGCACUUCGACAGGCACAGGCCGAAGCUGAAGCCGCCGAGGUGGUGGAUAAUGUCCUGGAAUAUGCUGAAGAGGAAGAGGCACUCGCCGAAGCGGCGGAGUGGCGGCCAGAAGUGGAAUGGGGCGUAUCGGCUGAAGAACCUCUGCCUACUGUGGACGACGACGAAGAUAUCGUUCCUGACCUUCGGGGUUGGCAGGCCAGUCUUUUCGACGCGGAAGAUCUUGAGUAUCUGGCAGCCGCCAUGAAAUCGAAGAAGCCUAUGGACAUUGGUGACCCAAUGGCGUGGGCCUGGAAACAGGAGCGGAUACGUAAUCUCAGGUCCGGGGCUCAACCAGGAGCCCUUAGGACGGACCCUGUUAUUGGUGGUUACUAUGUUCCCAACCAAUCGGGCUCGGCAAGAACGGAGCCUAUCAAAAAGAUCCUGGAGUCUGAAAAGUCGAAAUACCUGCCUCAUCGCAUCAAAGUUCAGAAAGCAAGGGAGAAAAGAGAAGCCGAAGCGAAGAAAGACCCUGGCAAGGCACCUGUGGUGGAACUGCCCAAAGCUUCUUCCCGGGGUAAACGUGCCGAUGAUCGGCGGACGGUCAAGGAUCUGGAUAGACAGCGCGAGAUGCUGCAGAGUAUGGGUGAAGACGCCGACGUUUUGCGCUUCAAUCAGCUUCAGAAGCGCAAGAAACCGGUCAAGUUUGCGCGGUCUGCCAUCCACAACUGGGGACUGUACUCUCUGGAGCGCAUUCAGGCCAGCGAGAUGAUCAUUGAGUACGUCGGGGAGAAGAUUCGACAAGAAAUCGCCGAUCUGCGCGAGAUCAAGUACACCGAGAGCGGCAUCGGUAGCAGUUAUCUCUUCCGUAUCGAUGAAGGGACCGUGGUGGAUGCAACCAAGAAGGGCGGUAUUGCAAGGUUUAUCAACCACAGCUGUUCGCCUAAUUGCACCGCCAAAAUCAUUCGGGUUGGUGGCACGAAACGAAUCGUCAUUUACGCUCUGAGAGAUAUCGAGAAAGUUGCAGAUGAAGAACUGACGUACGACUAUAAAUUCGAGCGCGAGCUUGGCAGUGACGACCGUAUUCCCUGUCUCUGUGGCUCGACCGUCUGCAAAGGAUUCCUCAAUUGA